This is a messenger RNA of Funneliformis geosporum, 1392 nucleotides long. NCBI's taxonomy places the organism in Eukaryota, Fungi, Glomeromycota, Glomeromycetes, Glomerales, Glomeraceae. The record is from the annotation of a GenBank genome assembly.
AUGCAACAAGCAAAUAUUCCUAAAGUUAUUAUUAUCGGUGCGGGUCCAGGAGGACUUGCUCUUUAUCAUGCAUUGAUAAAGAACAAAGAUAAAAAAGAAUUCGAUGUGAAAAUCUUCGAACGGGAAUCCAGUCCAAAAGAACGAUGGCAAGGAUAUCAUAUAGCGUUGAAUAGUCUCGGAACUCAAUCGCUUUUGAAUUGUGUACCAUCUUCGAUCACUUCAAACCUUCAAAAAGCGAUGCCAAAUCCACUUCCUGACGUGGAAUUCCAUGGAGCCUCGAUUAUCGAUAAUAAAGGAAGUGUAUUAUGUAAUAUACCGUCUAAACUAUUUAAAGACUUUAACGAACUUGUAAAAGUUCCUGAUGAGUUUUCACUGAUCAUUACUUAUCGUGAUAGGCUUAGGGAUGUAUUAUUAGAUGGUGUACCAGUUCAUUGGGGUAAAAAAUGUAUUAGAUACGAAGAAACCAAGGAUGGGGUUUUGGUAAUGUUUGAUGAUGGUUCACAAGAAUUUUGUGAUAUCUUAGUUGGCGCAGACGGAAUUAAUUCUCCAGUUCGAAAACAGAGACUACCCGAAUUACAAAUUUUCGAUUAUGGAAUAACAAAUGUCGUUGCUAAUAUUGCUGUACCUAAACAUUUUAUGGACAGAUUCAUAAAGUUACAAGGAAAUUGUUUAUUGCAAAAGACACUCGGAACGCAUGGUGAUUCGUCUUUGGUUAUUUUUCGACUAAUUCCAAUCGAGCAAGAGCCAGAUUACAAGAAUAAAAGCAAUUCUAAUGAGCUUCAUUACAGAGUAACCUUGAGUUAUUCGUACACCUCAAAAUUGGACGACGUUGAAUCUGAUAAACAAAAAGUUGAUGAUAAUGAUUCUGCAUCAGUCAUUGAAAAUGUCAAACAGAUGAUUCGAAAUUUUGUUCCAGAAUGCGAAUUUAAUGAAAUUUUAUUAGAAUUAUGGGACUUGGUUCCUAAAUCAACUCCAAAUGAUCCAGAAAAAUAUCAAUACAAAACUUAUAAUCCGACUCGACGAGGACAAUAUCAUGAUAUAGAUCCAUCAUCUGUUAAACCUUGGACAAGUAGUCGAGUAACUUUAUUAGGAGAUGCUGUUCAUGCUAUGAACCCUGUACUUGGAUUAGGAACAAAUCAUGCUUUCCAAGAUGCCGAUUUACUCUCUAAAGUUCUAAUUAAUUAUUCGUCAAAUGACCCUAUUUCCUGCAUUCAAAAAUAUGAAAAUGAAAUGCGAAAAAGAUCAACCGUUGAUGUGUUAAAAUCUAGAUCUGCGGCAUUGCAAAUGUCCUCUCCUGUUGGACAUAUUGGAGCCAUUAUUAGAAAUAGUAGUUUUAAGAUUAUAAAUUUCAUUUUAAACUCUAAAAACAUUUUUAAAAAGUUAAUUCAAUAA